Rattus norvegicus (Norway rat) is the source of this 2704-nucleotide messenger RNA. Lineage: Eukaryota; Metazoa; Chordata; Mammalia; Rodentia; Muridae. The record is from RefSeq and is a predicted model, not a curated record.
GGAUUAGAUGAUGUCUAAGGAGAAGAAGGCUGCAUUGGAAAAGGAGCGGGAAGAAAGGAUAGCUGAGGCAGAGAUUGAGAACUUAUCUGGAGCCAGACAUCUAGAGAGUGAAAAACUUGCUCAGAUAUUGGCAGCCAGAGAACUGGAAAUUAAACAUAUUCCAUCUGACGGUCAUUGUAUGUAUGGGGCACUUGAGGAUCAGCUAAGAGAACAAGACUCUGCUCUGACUGUGGCUACCCUAAGGAGGCAGACUGCUGAGUACAUGCAGAGCCAUUCAGACGACUUCCUGCCAUUCCUAACCAACCCCAACACAGGAGACAUGUACACUCCAGAAGAGUUUGGAAAGUACUGUGACGAUAUUGUAAACACGGCCGCGUGGGGUGGUCAGCUUGAGCUAAGAGCUCUGUCUCACAUCUUAAAGACACCGAUCGAGAUACUACAGGCAGAUGCUCCUCCUAUUAUAGUUGGUGAAGAGUAUCCAAGGAAUCCAUUAGUACUAGUAUACAUGAGGCAUGCGUAUGGCUUAGGAGAACAUUAUAAUUCUGUUACACGGUUGGUGAACUCAACUACUGAAAAUUGCAGCUAGUUUACAAAAUGUUACACUGUUUAUAGAGUGUGCCCAUCUACCAAGUGCUAGAUUGUUGUAAAUGCUACUGAAAAACACAGCUACCUUAAAUGAGUUUUAUGAAUAAGCUUACUAACGGGCUUUUUACAAAUACAUUGGAGUGACUUUAAUCAGUGCUCUCUUAGUGGCAUUUUUACAACUUAGUCUAUUGUGGAGAAGAAUAUCAUUCACAGGCCAAGGCGUUACUCUUCCCACGAAUCAGUUUUAAUUGGCCUGCACAUUCUAAUUUGGAAUAAAUUUUGUUUAAAAUUUUGGCCCCACAGCUUUAUGUUCCAAAAGUAAGGAUUUCAAUUUAAUUUUUCUUGAAAGUAUGGAGACUCGGUCUCUGUCAUCAUAACAGCAGGUUAUCGAUGCUGAUAAAGUGCUCGCCAUCCCCGUGACUUUGGUCUCACUAGGGUCAGCCGUGUGUGCUGCUUUUUACGCAGCACGUCUCUGCUGCUAAGAAGAAAUUACUUCAGUAUAAGAAUUUUUAAUACUUACAUGAGAAUCAGUAUAAAGAAAUGAAGCAAAAUCAGUGGAAACUAGGUGUUUAUUGUGCCAAUUUUGAAUCUUUCUAACAAAUUGGAGACUUCCCUUUAAUGUAUGUGUAGCUUAAAAAGUGUGUAACUCCUACAUUGCUGGUUUUUCAGCCAGAGGCUGGAGUUAGAGUUGAACCUUGUUUCUUUAUGACAACUGAGAAGUUUUACAUUUUCCGCAACACUGCUCAGCUGCUUUGCCUUCCCUAGAACCUUUCCUACUGAGAGGCACCCAGUGGCCUCUCACCGCUCACCUGUGGAAGGGGGGCUGUAGUAAUGCAGAAAGAAAGGCCGUGGCCACGCCCCCUGUUUAAGUCUUCCCAGCUGUCCUGACAAGGCCUCUGCUUGCUGCGCUCACUGUCUGGGAUCAAUGAAAAUCCUGGCUACAGAUUAUUUCAUUACAUAAUGUGUCACUUUUUUUUUUUCCGCUCAAAUGUUUGAUUAUUCUAUUUUAUGUAUAGGAAGAGUUGAAAGCCGCUGUUCAGAAGCACAGAGCUGUGUGGUAAAAUCAGCACAGAAGACUUGUAUGUGGAACGACUCAUGUUAAAUCACUUAGAACAGUAUUCUUUGUGAGAGAGCUGCGCCCACACACACAAGUGUGGUUACUGUAACACAGGACCAAGGGCUGGGGCACAGCUUGAGUAGAGCACUUACUUGCCUAUUGUGCAUGAGGCUCAAGGUUCAAUUUCUAGCACCAACAAAACAAACAAUUUAUGAAAAGGAAACUUUGUUGUGAUCUGUUUUUUCCAAGUUAGAAGUAUAACUAAGAUUGAGCAUCAUGUUAUAAUAUUUGGACUUUUGAUCUAUGUAUUCUGUCUGUGAGUAAAUAAUGGGCUUAUGAUGUUAAAGCAGGUAACAGUGGCAAGCUGGCAGAGACUGGGGUCAGACCUUUCUGAGGUCAUUCCAGCUUGACUAAAACAUACUCUGCCUGUGACACGGUAUAUUCUGAAGGGUAGCUGCUUUGUAACUUUUGAUCCUUUUUUAUUCUGAAAUUUAUAAAAGCAUGAUAUUGUAAAGUAACUGCUUUGAACUUACUUUGAAGUAAUGCUAUCCUCAUCUUUUCAGUAUCAGCCUUAAGGAUUUAUAGAACAAAACAUGAAAAAGUUACUGAAAAUUCUGCUUUCAACAGAGAUUCUAAAGAUAACUCAAUGUUUUGUUGUUCUGUCAAGAAUUCAAAUGUACUUAAUUAUGUAUUUCAAAAUUUUGUUUAUAUGUUUUAUUUUACAAUGGCCAGUAUAUUUAUGAAUAAAAUGUAUGGCCUACUUCCACCAUUUUAGCUAUAAAUGGAAAAGUCUUUUAAAAAUGCUAGGUGUUGAUUUAAGAACAAUGUAUGCAAAUUAAGUUUGCUGCUGCUGGUCUGAUGGAACUUCCACAAGCUUUCAGUCCUGAUUGAAAACAUGUCAACAUUUUGAAAUGUGUCAUCAACCAAGAAUUUUAUCUACUUACAUAUAUUUAUAACCUGUAAAAAGUAAAACAAAGAAUGUGUAACUAUUGUGAGCAAGAUAACUUUGCUCAUAUUAUUUGAUGUUUAUCAAAAGAAUAAAUGAUAAAGGAGUUGAAUCAA